Messenger RNA from Acanthosepion pharaonis, 1224 nucleotides. The record is from the annotation of a GenBank genome assembly. NCBI's taxonomy places the organism in Eukaryota, Metazoa, Mollusca, Cephalopoda, Sepiida, Sepiidae.
AUGUUAGCAGUGGGCCGUGCACAGUUUUUAACACCAGAAAAACCCCGAGUUUUGAAUUCUCUUCGGUUAGCCUUCUACCCAAAUAAACCAAUUUCACUAAACAAUUCUCACAUUACUGGUUUGUACAAUGAUGCUUUAGAAGACCAAGAAACGUUUGAUGCAGAAGCAAUUGAGCUAAUCAACAAAUUUCUUUCUCGACUGAAAAAACCAGACCUGAAAUCUACAUGUAGUCAAAAUUCAUCAGUCAGUCCUCCCCAAACCAUUCCUCCAUUUCUUUCUCUUCUGCUAUUUUUUUUUUUUCUCUCUCUCUCUCUCUCUCUCUCUCUCUCUAAGCAUUUCUCUCUUUCUUCUGUCUACGUUUUUGCAUAUCUAUCUGAACACCAGUCAAAAGUCCAGCUAUUGAUAGUUAUAUCAACCAUACCAUGUGCCCUGUCUACAAAGCAAAUGGCCGACAAAGAUGUGGUCUUUUUGAUCCUGAUUCUCUCAGUCAGCUCCUAUAUAAGCCUUCUCCUGUUAAUCCCGUUAGGCUAUCUAUCUAUGAUUGGAUUUCUUUAUGUUGGCAUACGCGGAAACUUCCUCGAACUGCGUGUGUGUGUUGUCGCCGGGCACACCUUGGAGUACCAUAAUGAAUUCGACCGAGGACUACAAGAUGAAGACGCGCGAGUCGUUUGGCGUCUUUUCUUGGGCGACAAAAGCCGUUGCGGUCGGUCGUCCGUCUGCAGCAGUUGGGUGCCGUUUUGCUCGUUUUCUGUCGUAAAGUGUUCGUUCGCAAGAAUGCGUUCGUUUUUGUGUCGCAUUCGUUUCAGGUGUACGACACAGUUCAACAAGGGUACGGUGACACAAAUUAAUAGCCCACACUCCGUCUCUAUCGAUGGAAUACCGCGCCACAUAAAAUAUGUGCGACCAGCGUGCGGGAAGGAUUAUUCCGUCAGCAACCACGUUAGUUCUUCUUCUUAUGAUGAUGACGAAGCCCCGAUGGCGACAAAAGCCGUUGGGGUUGGUCGUCCGUCGGCAGCAGUCUUGGGUGCCGUUUUGCUCGUUUGCUGUCGUAAAGUGUUCGUUCGGAAGAAGGCGUUCGUUUUUGUGUCGCAAGAAGGCGUUCGUUUUUGUGUCGCAUUCGUUUCAGGUUCGCAAGAAGGCGUUCGUUUUUGUGUCGCAAGUAGACGUUCGUUUUUGUGUCGCAAGAAGUUGUUUUUUCCCCCGUUUUCUCGCACAUUAUUAUAA